Messenger RNA from Lachancea dasiensis, 1086 nucleotides. NCBI's taxonomy places the organism in Eukaryota, Fungi, Ascomycota, Saccharomycetes, Saccharomycetales, Saccharomycetaceae. The record is from the annotation of a GenBank genome assembly.
AUGAAAGGUCUAAUUCUAGUCGGUGGUUACGGUACCAGAUUGAGACCAUUGACUUUGACAGUGCCUAAGCCAUUGGUGGAAUUCGGUAACAGACCAAUGAUUCUGCACCAAAUCGAAGCCUUGGCCGCUGCCGGCGUCACUGACAUUGUUUUGGCGGUCAACUACAGACCAGAAGUGAUGGUUGAAACCCUACAGAAGUACGAGAAGGAAUACGGUGUGAACAUCACGUUCUCGGUGGAAACUGAGCCUUUGGGCACGGCUGGUCCGUUGAAACUUGCCGAAAAGGUGUUGAAGAAGGACAAGUCGCCUUUCUUUGUGUUGAACUCGGACGUGAUCUGCGACUACCCAUUCCAGGAGCUUGCCGACUUCCACAAUGCUCACGGGGGCAAGGGUACAAUUGUGGCCACCAAGGUCGACGAGCCUUCCAAGUACGGUGUCAUUGUGCAUGACAUCGCCACCCCAAACCUGAUCGACCGUUUCGUCGAGAAGCCAGUCGAGUUUGUGGGUAACAGAAUUAAUGCUGGUUUGUACAUUCUAAACCCCGAGGUUAUCGACCUCAUUGACUUGAAACCAACCUCGAUUGAAAAGGAGACUUUCCCAAUCUUGGUUGAACAAAAGUCUCUCUACUCCUUCGACCUUGAGGGCUACUGGAUGGACGUUGGUCAGCCAAAGGACUUCUUGUCUGGUUCCGUGUUGUACCUAAACUCUUUGUCCAAGAGAUCCCCACAAUCCAUGGCCAAGGGCGAAAACAUCGUCGGCAACGUCAUUGUUGACCCAUCCGCCAAGAUCGCCUCGACUGCCAAGAUCGGUCCUGAUGUCGUUAUCGGUCCUAACGUUACCAUCGGAGACGGUGUCAGAAUUACCAGAUCUGUUGUGUUGUCCAACUCUCAUAUCAAGGACCACGCUUUGGUCAAAUCCACCAUCGUUGGCUGGAACUCCACCGUUGGUAAGUGGGCCAGAUUGGAAGGUUGUACCGUCUUGGGUGAUGAUGUUGAAGUCAAGGACGAAGUCUAUGUCAACGGUGGUAAGGUCUUGCCUCACAAGUCUAUCUCGGCUAAUGUUCCAAAGGAAGCUAUUAUCAUGUGA